Aspergillus puulaauensis is the source of this 1092-nucleotide messenger RNA. RefSeq lists its product as uncharacterized. Bases 1 to 1092 code for a protein of 363 amino acids. Gene Ontology annotation, molecular function: O-methyltransferase activity. The record is from RefSeq and is a predicted model, not a curated record. Lineage: Eukaryota; Fungi; Ascomycota; Eurotiomycetes; Eurotiales; Aspergillaceae. The transcript is spliced from 4 exons.
AUGUCAUCUUCCCACCCCGGUAAAAGCGUCUUCGAUACCGUUGUUACCAUCGGUUCGCUUGGCUUCGUCCCCGUCGCCGUCCGCUUUCGCAUCUUCCCUAUUCUAUCCGACUUUGGUGGUCUUGCGAAUGGCCGAGAUGUGCGCGAUGCAUACUUGAAGAGCGUGCGCGGUGGCACUACCGAUACGCCACAGGAUACCCUCGUCGCAAUGACCGCUCUCUCCUGGAUCGACGCCGCAGGCGAAAACCUCUACCGCGCGAACAAGUUGACCGAAUAUCUAGGGAAGACGCCAUCUGCUAUACACGGGAUUCUACAUUUUACAACAGAAGUCCUCCUCUCCUCCGCCUUCCUGAUGCGCAAGCUCGAAUCUACGGGGUUUGAAUACCCAUUCAACGGACUGGAGACGCCAACGCAGUAUGCGUAUGCUUUAAUGGGUCGGGACGAUCUUGCCUCCUUGCAUACGUAUGCGAUUAUGGCGGCCGAGGGCCGCAUUGCGAGUUUUAAUACCUUUAUGCAAGGUCGGUUUGGGAUGGAUGGGAAGACGCCUGAGCGGUUGCAAGCGCUCGGAUAUGAUCUUUCUUCUGUUGUACAGGGGGCGCGGCAGGAGGGAAUUCCGGUGAAAAUGGUUGACAUUGGUGGUGGACGGGGUGAUUUGUUGCGCGAUAUCAAGGACGUUAUACCUGGGUUUGGAAAGGAGGAUUUGAUUGUCGCGGAGUCGAAUGCUGAUAUUACUGAUAUACCGGGACUUACUUUGGUUAACUGGGACUAUAUAUCAGAGGAUGUACCCGGGAUGAUUAAAGAGGCGCUGGUUUAUCAUCUGUCCGGUGUCCUGCAUAACCUCCCUGAUCUGGGUGCUGCGAGGCUAUUGCAGAAGAUAGCAGGGGCGAUGGCGAGGUAUUCUCGGGUUCUGAUCCAUGAGAGAUGCAGGGAUGAAAUUCCGGCGGCGAAUGCUACGAUGGUGGUGCUUUAUGGUGGGAGAGAGCGGAGUCGAGAGGACUGGCGGCAGUUGGCGGAGCUGGCCGGGUUGAAGGUUACCUUUAUGGUCUUUCCGGAUGGGCCUGGGCAGGGGGUUGUUGAGAUGAAGAAGAUGUAG